Mycena citricolor is the source of this 243-nucleotide messenger RNA. The record is from the annotation of a GenBank genome assembly. NCBI's taxonomy places the organism in Eukaryota, Fungi, Basidiomycota, Agaricomycetes, Agaricales, Mycenaceae.
GAAGAUCUCAUGAGUUUUAUGAGUUGCUCUACAGCUUUGGCCGCUGGUCGUAUCCUGCCAGUGAUACCCAUCUACAUGAUCACGUCCUACAAGUCAUUACGUUCCCAUCCGACGAGCACGCCUCCGGCAGCCGGGCAUCGCCAACGAUACCAAGCUGAGGCAGUUUAUACGGGUAGCUCGGAAUCAAAACUGAAGCGACUUCACAGCUUGCUCCCGAGCAGCGCUGACGUGGAUGAAUGGGGC